UAUAUCACAUUUCCAUCUACGCUAUCAACGCAUCAUCCUGUAGUUUUCAAUCUUUUUUUCCCUCUUGGGGGUUUCCGUUCCAUCAGAUGCUCCCGAACUUCCUAACCUAUUUUUAGGCUCAUGGCCCGAUGCAGAAACUGUUGAGAUUUCGUGAGUAUUCAUCAGAUAUCAAGCUUGUUCCAUCAACAGAGCAGGCAGAGGCAGCAGUAUACUGCGGUUAUUGGUUAAGAGGACGUUGGCGUUGUUGCAUUGUUCUGGCUCUCGUUCUUGCCACUGGUCUCUUCCAGUCGAAGCAAUCCGUUGAAGGUAGAGCAGUACCCAAAUUGCUCGAGUCUUCGAAGGUAAUGAUUCCACAGGGGGGUUCUGCUGACGAAACAAGCAAGAUUGUCUAUGGAAGAGGAGUGAAAGCAAUGAUCGGUUCAAGGCCCCCAAGAUGCCAGAGAAGGUGUGCUUCUUGCGCUCACUGUGAAGCAAUACAGGUUCCUACCAGUCCCCAGUUCAAGAAUGGGAAGCAGCGUACGGUGGUCGCAUCCAUAAGUUCAAUAAUCAGCGACACAUCCAACUACAAACCCAUGAGCUGGAAGUGCAAAUGUGGAGACUUCAUCUAUAAUCCUUGACGUUCAAGAAGAAAUCUGCCAACGGAACCGGUGACGGAUUUUGAUCAUCUAACAAUAACACCAUUUUUCUCUCUUGUUUCAUCAUCUCUCGAGUCCUGAUGCAUGUAAGUUCGAAAGCUUUGCGGUUUUCUAAGGCCUCUGCUAAUGCGAGAUCAAUGCAUAUCAUCUACUAUAAGCAUCCACUUACCGCUGCUUCAUGUACAAAUAUCAUGUAAUCUAACAUGUUGGUAGGGGUUAAGGGAGAGAGUAGUGACGGGGUACUUAUCUUUGUAUGGUCUGCGUAGCCUUUCAGCGUCAUUUUCGAUUCGGGGAAGAAAGGUCUGUAAUGUGUGGUUUGCAGAGAACUGGCAGAAGGCGGCAUGG
Messenger RNA from Nymphaea colorata (pocket water lily), 980 nucleotides. Its product is annotated as EPIDERMAL PATTERNING FACTOR-like protein 2. The record is from RefSeq and is a predicted model, not a curated record. Gene Ontology annotation, biological process: stomatal complex development; guard cell differentiation. Lineage: Eukaryota; Viridiplantae; Streptophyta; Magnoliopsida; Nymphaeales; Nymphaeaceae. The transcript is spliced from 4 exons. The coding region runs from base 129 to 617 and encodes 162 amino acids.